Molecule: messenger RNA, 614 nt
Organism: Drosophila innubila
Lineage: Eukaryota; Metazoa; Arthropoda; Insecta; Diptera; Drosophilidae
Gene: RpS16
Product: 40S ribosomal protein S16
Exons: 5
Coding region: 60-506 (148 amino acids)
Biological process (GO): translation; maturation of SSU-rRNA from tricistronic rRNA transcript (SSU-rRNA, 5.8S rRNA, LSU-rRNA)
Cellular component (GO): cytosolic small ribosomal subunit; ribosome
Molecular function (GO): RNA binding; structural constituent of ribosome
Source: RefSeq, a predicted model, not a curated record
UUUGAGUUCAGUGUCAAAAGCCGCACUUCCGCUCUUUUCUACCCAACUCGCGGAGCAAAAUGCAGCAAAAGCGCAGAGAACCCGUGCAGGCCGUUCAAGUCUUCGGACGCAAGAAAACCGCCACUGCGGUCGCUUACUGCAAGCGUGGCAGCGGUCUCCUGAGGGUAAACGGACGCCCUCUCGACCAGAUUGAGCCCAAAGUGCUGCAAUACAAAUUGCAGGAGCCGCUCUUGUUGCUCGGCAAGGAGAAGUUCGCCGGUGUCGACAUCCGUGUGCGCGUCAGCGGUGGCGGUCACGUCGCCCAGAUCUACGCCAUCCGCCAGGCCAUUUCCAAGGCCCUGGUUGCCUUCUAUCAGAAAUACGUUGACGAGGCCUCCAAGAAGGAAAUCAAGGACAUCCUGGUCCAAUACGACAGAACCCUGCUGGUUGGCGAUCCACGUCGCUGCGAGCCAAAGAAGUUCGGUGGUCCAGGUGCCCGUGCUCGUUACCAGAAGUCGUACCGUUAAUCUUUCUGCUGCUUUUCAAAUUGGAUUAGAUACUUUGUACAACUUGAAAAUAUUUGCGUGUUUUCUCCAUUUCGAGAAUCAUGUGAAUAAACGGAAUAAUUAACUUUA